GCUCGUCGUUCAGUUAAAUAUGCCAGCUCUUACACUUUUUACUCGUAUCGGUUCAAGUGCUAAACCAUCAACUACAAUAGCUGCUAUAGCUACACAAUUGCGAUAUGCAUCCUCCUCUUCCUCUUCAGCAAGCGAAUAUAUACCAGGACGUAAAGGUUAUGCACCGGGGUUUGCACCGCCUGAGGGUUCCCGCAAAGAUAUCAAGCCUACCAAAAAACGUCGCGAUUUAGGCACAUCACUUCCAUCGCAUUUAGAAAACGCAAAGAAAAACGUAGAACAACAAACCACAAGCACUACCAGCCCCAAAAAACUCUAUCGUCAAGCUCUUACGGAAGCCCGUCAUAAGCAUGCUCACGAACUUUUAGCUUUACACGGUCAACGGGAACUUAUUAAACGAGAAAAGAUCGCUUCCAAUCGAGAUAAAGAACAUGAAAUUCAAAACAGGCGCCUUGCUGAAAAAGAACAACAAAAGAAACAUGAAGCUGAAGUAGUUGAAAUGCUUCACUUAGAUACAUUAUCGCAAAAAGCACAUGAUAACAGACAAAUUCAGAAGGAGAAUAACAGAAAGGAAUGGGAGGCGGAAAAGAGCCAGGAAAGAUGUAAACGGAUUCUAGCACUGUAUAAGCAUUCCAAUACUUUUGUAACGUUAGAAAACUUGGAUGAAGUCGUCGAUAAUGUCUUGAAGCAAGAUGGUAUGUCAGUGCAUUCUAGUUACGAGGAACUGAUGAGUAAUACUGUCAUGGGACAGUCAGAAAUUGAAGAAAGGAAAAGAUUAUUGAAAGAAGCUAUGGGAUUAGAGGCUUAAGCGAGAAGCGAGGAAGACUUGCCGACAAUGUAUAGCUUUACCACCUUCCUUCAACGUAAACUAAACAUACUACUACCUUAUAUAUGCAACCCUUGAAUCUUUCGUGAUAGAACACAACCAAGCGUAAACUUGCUUUUUGAGAUUAAUACUUCUGCUUGUAUCAAUAAAAACUGUUGACCGUCAUUUAGAGUAAAAGAGAUGGGAGAAAACAGAUUUUCGCCAAUAGCAAUGAAACAGCUUCUUGUCUUUCCGCCCGCCUUAACA
This is a messenger RNA of Mycotypha africana, 1069 nucleotides long. RefSeq lists its product as uncharacterized. The record is from RefSeq and is a predicted model, not a curated record. NCBI's taxonomy places the organism in Eukaryota, Fungi, Mucoromycota, Mucoromycetes, Mucorales, Mycotyphaceae. The transcript has a single exon. Bases 20 to 805 code for a protein of 261 amino acids.